Molecule: messenger RNA, 621 nt
Organism: Entamoeba invadens IP1
Lineage: Eukaryota; Evosea; Mastigamoebida; Endamoebidae
Product: GTP-binding protein yptV5, putative
Exons: 2
Coding region: 1-621 (206 amino acids)
Biological process (GO): phagosome-lysosome fusion
Cellular component (GO): lysosome; phagocytic vesicle; late endosome
Molecular function (GO): GTPase activity; GTP binding
Source: RefSeq, a predicted model, not a curated record
AUGAGUAAAACACGCCUUUUAAAAACGAUAUUAAUAGGCACUAGUGGUGUAGGGAAGACUGCCUUAAUCACCACAUUUUGUUGUGAAAAAUUUACCAACAAUUACAAAGCGACAAUUGGUGCGGAUUUUGUGACAAAAAGUAUGAUUGUGGGAAACAAAGAGGUCUCCAUGCAAAUUUGGGACACUGCGGGAAAUGAGCGCUUUGUCUCUCUUUCUGUAGCCUUUUAUCGGGGUGCAGAUUGUUGUGGCUUAGUUUUUGACGUAUCCAACGAGAAGUCGUUUGAACGGCUAUUGUUUUGGAAGGACGAAUUUCUACGUAACGCAUGCACGUCACUUGGAGAUGACAGGAAAUACCCCUUUGUCAUCAUUGGCAACAAAACAGACAAACCUGCGGUGAUAACCAGUGCGAUGGUAGCCGAGUGGAUUGUAGCAAAUGAUGUGAAUGCGGUGUAUAUAGAGACGAGUGCAUCCACUGGUGUUGGUGUUGACACUGCUUUCAACUGUUUAGCCAAAAAAGCUUUAGAGCAUGACCCUGGUGAUACUUUAACUUCUCAAGAAACUCACAUUCAACCAUUUUAUGAUGAUGAAGAUGACGACGAUGAACGCGCGACGUGUUGUUAA